Molecule: messenger RNA, 1725 nt
Organism: Symbiodinium sp. CCMP2592
Lineage: Eukaryota; Dinophyceae; Suessiales; Symbiodiniaceae
Source: the annotation of a GenBank genome assembly
AUGACCGAUCGUUUCUCUCGCUUCGGCGGGGUGAGCCAGAACGACUCGAACCCAUGCACUGGCAACAACUGGUGCAACGGCACCCUGAAAGGCAUCACCAGCCAGCUGGAAUACAUCAGGGAUAUGGGUUUUGACUGUAUCUGGGUCACGCCGGUGGUCUUGAACUUCUAUGGUCCGGACGGGCCCAGUGGAUAUGGCUACCAUGGCUAUUGGGCUCAGGACUACUACCAGAUAGACCCCAACUUCGGAACGAAGGAAGACCUUAAAGAGCUUGUAGAGCAGACCCAUAACAUGGGGAUGUGCUUCAUCCUUGACAUCGUCUUGAAUCACUGCCGCCCCGUUCACAGUGAGCAAGACUUGAGUGAAGUCAACCCCUUCAACGAGACAGAAUACAUUCAUCAGCUGAACAUUAGCAACCUCACCUUCGAUCAGUACACUGAGAAGAUGUCGGGGUGGCCUCCACCAGCACAGGCCUUGGGACCAGGAGCAUCAUGCGAACUGCAGUUCUUCUCCAACGGCACACCCGACGGCACGAACAAUGGCACCUACUGCAAUAACUAUCCAGGGAGUGUUUACAAUGCUCAGACCUACUUUGGAGACAGGGCCCAUGGCCCUCCAGACUUGAAGUACUGCGGAGCAGGGAACUACAUCUGUCGCGGCUACAAUGAGACUGUGAACAUCAUCGGCUGGUUCUACGAUCUCGCAGAUUUGAACCAGUCGGUUCCUUUUGUACGGCAGGGCUUGAAGGAUUGGGUGCUGUAUAUGGUCACAGAGUAUGCAAUAGAUGGCAUUCGUCUGGACACGACGCCUUACAUGACGCACGAGUUCUUGCAAGAGGUUCAGGAGAUGCUCCAUGCGCUCGAUAAUCCGAUCCACAUUCUCGGAGAGGUGACGUCCACAAACCUCAGCUUUCAUGCUUCCUACCAGGUACAAGACGGAAAGGAUGUCUUGGCUGGCCUUGAGAACUUUCCCUUGACCUACAUGGCGAUGCCGGGAUAUUGUGGUUGGCCAAAUGGGCCCAAAUCUCCAGUGGCUCAGUUCGAUCUCACCUACCUGGCCAUUGAAAUGACUCUUCAGCAGAAGUCGGGGCUCUACAAAGACCUGAACUUGCUCAUGAACAUGAUGGACAACCAAGAUGAGACACCUAUUUGGGGUCAAUAUCACAUGCCCGGCGCUGGCGAGGUCGCCGAGAUGGAAGAGUUCGCGCUCUUCGGCGCAGGGGGAUGUCUUGGGUACCCGGUGCUGGUCCGGAACGCCUGGGCCUGGCUCUUGUUCGCCAAGGGCAUGCCGGUCGUCACGUGGGGAGACGAGCAAGGCAAUUCUGCGUACAGGAACAGCCUUUGGCAGUUCGACUGGGACAAGACCUCCUGGCAGUAUCAAUUGCUGAACAAGAUGAAUGCAAUUCGACGGUCCCGCAAUGUGGCAAAGGCCAGCCAGCAAGUCCACCUACAGUACAAGUCGAGAUUGGUGUUCUCGCGUGGCUGCGGCCUGGAUCAGGUAUUUGUGCUGACGAACAACCUUGUUCUGGCAGAAGGGCAAAAGGUUGGCUAUUGGUUCCGACUACCUCGUCCUCCCCGAGGUAUGAUGUGGAGGGAUGCAUUGCGUGACCAGUACUUUUAUCGCGCAUGGUGGCGGGUCAUGGCAUGGACGACGGAGCCGUUGGUCCUGGUUCUGGUGCCACUCGGUCCACUUGGUGCGACACAGGCAUCUGUGGAGACACAGUGA